AUGGCUGACCUGACUGGAUGGAUGUUGUUCCGGGUCUUAUAACCACCCGACCGAACGUAUCGAGUGUCAGGCCAAGCAGCGUUCGAUUGUCCUCGGAGGACGCUUACAGGUCCAAAAGCAAUGUGUGCUUUUGUAUAGGGGAGCAACUUGAGGAGCAGGGAAGCAUGGCUAUUGUGAAUCAAAAAACCAUGUUCAAGGGAUUAGUGAUGUUUGAGGAUGUGGCUAUAGAAUUUUCUGAAGAAGAGUGGGAAGGGUUGGACCCUUCUCAGAGAAACUUAUACAGAGAUGUGAUGUUGGAGAACUAUAACACCUUCAUAUCACUGGGACUUGCUAUUUCUAAGCCAUCUGUAAUUUUCCUAUUGGAACAAGGGAAGGAACCUUGGAUGGCUGGAAAAACAGGAUCAUAUCCAGAUUUGCUGUCUUGGUAUGAAACUAAAGAGUUGACUCUAAAGAAUGGUAUUUUGGAAAUGGGAUCAUUAAAAUGGGAAUUAAUGAACAGAACCACAAGUUCUUGUCUUGAUGGAGAGUCUUAUUUUGGAACUGAUUUGAAAUGUAACAGACAUUUUGAAAAAGAAGAAGAAUCUAAAGAGGAAUGUUUCCAAUACAUGACAGUGCCAUUUGAAAAACUAUCAAUUGAAUUCAUUCAGCCUCCAUCACUUGUUCCAAAUGAAAUAAUUCAGCCUAUACCACUGGUUCAAAAUGAAAUAAUUCAGCCUAUAUCACUGGUUCCAAAUGAAGUAAUUCAGACUGGAAAUGAACGCUAUGAACAGAAAAAUUAUGAAAACCUCACUCAACAGAUAGGAAUUCAUACUAGUGACAAACUUGAUGAAAUGUGUGAGAAGGCCUUCAUAUUUUACACAAAUAAGAUGGAACAUCAGCAAAGUCUUCCUGCAAAGAAAUGUGAUGAAUUUAAGGAGUGUGGCAGAGAAUUUGCAUAUGACUUUCAACUUACUCAAUAUCAAAUAAAUUAUAACAAACCCUACGAAUGUCAGAUAUGUGGAAAGAGCUUUAGAAAACGUGCCCUCCUUACUCAACAUAAUAGAAUCCACACUGGUGAAAAACCAUAUGAAUGCAAAGAAUGUGGGAAAGCUUUUAUCUGCUGUUCAACACUUAUUCAACACAGGAGAACUCACUCUAGUGUGAAACCCUUUGAAUGUCAGGAAUGUGGUAAGAGUUUUAGACGAAGUGCACACCUUACUCGACAUCAAAGAAUUCAUACCGAUCAGAAACCCUAUAAAUGCACACAAUGCUGGAAGGCCUUUGCUUCUCUUUCUGACUUCAAUAGACAUCAGAAAAUUCACACUGGUGAAAAACCUUAUGAAUGUGCAGAAUGUGGGAAAGCAUUUAAUAGUCGUUCAACACUUACUCAACAUCAGAGAAUUCACACAGGGGAAAGACCCUUUGAAUGUAAGGAAUGUGGCAAGGCAUUUAAUAAUUGUUCAACCCUUACUCAACAUCAGAGAACCCAUACAAAUGAGAAACCCUAUGAGUGUCAGGAAUGUAAAAAGACUUUCAGGCAAAGUGCACAUCUAAGUAGACAUCUAAAAAUUCAUAGUGGUGAGAAACCAUAUGAAUGUGCUAUAUGUGGGAAGGGCUUCACUUGUAUUUCUGACUUUAACAGACACCAACGAGUUCACACUGGUGAGAAACCCUAUGAAUGUAAAGAAUGUGGGAAAGCUUUUAAUAAUUGCUCAACUCUCAUUCGACACCAAAGAAUUCACACUGGUGAGAAACCAUAUCAGUGUGACCAGUGUGGAAAAGCAUUUAUAUCUGGUUCAACAUUUUUUCAGCAUCAAAGAACACAUACUAAUGAGAAGCCCUAUGAAUGUCCGGUAUGUAAAAAGACAUUUAGGCAAAGUGCACAUCUAACUAGACAUCAGAGAACUCACACUGGUGAGAAACCCUAUGAAUGCUAUGACUGUGGGAAGACUUUUACUUGUUUUUCUGAUUGUAAUAGACAUCAGAGAAUUCACAGAGGUGAGAAACCCUAUGAGUGUCAAGUAUGUGGGAAGGUCUUUAAUAAUUGCUCAACUCUUAAUCAGCAUCAGAGAAUUCAUACUGGUGUGAAGCCCUAUGAAUGUAAGGAAUGUGGAAAGUCUUUUACUUGGCUUUCAAACCUGAAUAAACAUCAGAAAAUUCACACUGGUGAAAAACCCUAUGAAUGUAAAGAUUGCGAGAAGGCUUUUCUCUGUUAUUCAACCUUUGUUCAGCACCAGAGGACUCAUACUAAUGAGAAACCCUAUGAAUGUCAGGAAUGUGGGAAGGCCUUUAGACAGAGAGCACAUCUUAUUCAACAUGAAAGAAUUCAUACUGGUGAGAAACCAUACAAAUGUAAGGAAUGUGGAAAGGCCUUUUCUUGUGUUUCCUAUUUUAGUAGACAUCAGAGAAUUCACACAGGUGAGAAACCGUAUGAAUGUAAAGAAUGUAAAAAGUCCUUUAUUGAUUGUUCCACUCUUAUUCAACACCAGAGAAUUCAUACUGGAGAGAAACCCUUUGUAUGUCAGGAAUGUAAUAAGGCUUUUAGGCAGAGGGCACAUCUUACUCAACAUCAAAGAAUUCACACUGGUGAGAAACCGUAUGAGUGUAAAGAAUGUGGAAAGGCCUUUACUUGUCUUUCACAGGCAAAAAAGCACCAGAAAAUACACACAUGAGAAAAACCCUAUGAAUGCAUGGAUUGUGGGAAAGCUUUUAGAGUGCGCCAACAACUUACUUUCCAUCAGCGAAUCCAUACUGGUGAGAAACCUUAUGAGUGUAAAGAAUGUGGAAAAACCUUUCGACAGUGUGCCCAUCUUAGUCGACAUCAAAGAAUUCAUACAUCUGACAAACUUUAUGAGUGUAAAAAAUGUGGAAAGAUUUUUACAUGCAGCUCAGAUCUUCGCAUACAUCAAAGAAUUCAUGUUGGUGAGAAGCCAUAUGUAUGCAAAGAAUGUGGGAAGGCCUUUCGAGUGCGAGGGCAACUUAAUCUCCACCAAAGGAUUCACACUGGUGAGAAACCUUAUGACUGUAAGGAGUGUGGCAAGACCUUUAGACAGUAUGCACACCUAACUCGACAUCAGAGGCUUAACAUUGGUGAAAAGUGCUAUGAGUGUAAGGAAUGUGGUCAGGCUUUCUUGUGCAGCACAGGCCUUCGAGUCCAUCACAAACUUCAUACUGGUGAGAAGCCCUAUGACUGUAAGGAGUGCGGAAAGGCCUUUAGAGUACGGCAGCAACUUACUCUCCAUCAGAGAAUCCAUACUGGUGAGAAGCCCUAUGAUUGUAAAGAAUGUGGGAAGACCUUUAGUCGUGGGUAUCAUCUAACUCUCCACCAGCGAAUCCACACUGGUGAGAAGCCAUAUGAGUGUAAGGAAUGUCAGAAAUUUUUUCGUCGUUACUCAGAACUUAUUUCCCAUCAAGGUAUUCAUAUUGGAGAGAAACCUUAUGACUGUAAGGAAUGUGGAAAGGCCUUUAGGCUGUUCUCACAACUUACUCAACAUCAGAGCAUUCAUUUUGGUGAGAAACCCUACAAAUGUAAAGAAUGUGAGAAGACAUUUAGACUGCUCUCCCAACUUACUCAGCACCAGAGCAUUCAUACUGGUGAGAAGCCCUAUGAUUGUAAGGAAUGUGGAAAAGCCUUUAGACUUCAUUCAUCACUUAUUCAACACCAGAGGAUUCAUUCUGGUGAGAAGCCUUACAAAUGUAAAGAGUGUAAGAAGGCAUUUAGACAGCAUUCACACCUUACUUACCAUCAGCGAAUUCAUAAUGUGACUUAAAAGGAAGAUCAUUUUGCCUAUGUUUGUUAUAUAAACUAUUUACUGGCAACCAGAAGUUGAUAAUGUGAAGGUGAAGAUUUUUAUAGAGAAUUCCAGCAAAUGAAUGCAGAAAAAUAUACAAUUAGAAAACUCUACUAGAAAAAAAUUUAUAAUAAUAUAUCCAGGAACAAUUAUCCAUAGAAAUUAAGGUUAUGAGUGAAAGAUUAGCUUGAACUUUUAGCAAGUAGAUCAGACUAAUGACAACUGAACCCACAAAUCACUCUCAAUCUCAUGAAACUAGGGCCAUAAAAUAUUAUGAACUUCAUAAUAUAAUAAAGUACAAUAUACAUAUCUUGCCAGGAUAUUGAACCUCAGGAAGUGGGAAGAUAGCUAAGGAUAUUGAACCUGAAUUUAAGCCUGAAUACCUAACUCCCAUUUAGAGAAAAUUAAAAAAUGGAAAUCAAAAUAACAUGACACGACAAACCUAAAAUAUAAGUAAUUCUACAAGAUGAAUGAAAUUAUUUCUCAAAGUAUGAAAUGACAUUGUAAAAAGGAAGGUGAAACUAUUAAGAGACUUACAAAUCAAAUGCCAUGAAAGAGUGGUUCUUAAUUAGAUUAUGAGUUGAAGGAACAUUGAAAAUAAGACAUUUUUACAACAAUUGGAGUGGGAACAUUGAUAACAUUAUGUAAUAUUAAGAAACUUUGUUAGGUAUGGAUAAUAGCACUGUAGUUAUAUGAAAAAUCUCUUUGUUAGAGAUAAAUUCUGGCAUUCAUACACAGAAGAUAUGUGACAUCUGGAGUGUCCUUUAAAAUGCUCUUGUGAAAGGAAUGUGAAGGUGAAUAAGUUUGGCAGAAUGAUAGCAAACUGAGUCUUGAAUACAUAGUUUUUCUUUGUUUUGUGAUUCUUUUAUGAAUUUUUAUGUAUUUGAAAAUUUCCUUAGUGUUUUUCUAAAGGUAAACAAUUUAACCAUAACUAUAACCAGUUAGAAGUGAAU
Molecule: messenger RNA, 4723 nt
Organism: Octodon degus (degu)
Lineage: Eukaryota; Metazoa; Chordata; Mammalia; Rodentia; Octodontidae
Product: zinc finger protein 420-like
Exons: 6
Biological process (GO): regulation of transcription by RNA polymerase II
Molecular function (GO): RNA polymerase II cis-regulatory region sequence-specific DNA binding; DNA-binding transcription factor activity, RNA polymerase II-specific
Source: RefSeq, a predicted model, not a curated record